Messenger RNA from Nothoprocta perdicaria, 4681 nucleotides. It is a transcript of the gene ABCC10, whose product is annotated as ATP binding cassette subfamily C member 10. Lineage: Eukaryota; Metazoa; Chordata; Aves; Tinamiformes; Tinamidae. Gene Ontology annotation, biological process: transmembrane transport. Gene Ontology annotation, cellular component: membrane. The record is from RefSeq and is a predicted model, not a curated record. The transcript has 21 exons. Bases 22 to 4623 code for a protein of 1533 amino acids. Gene Ontology annotation, molecular function: ATP hydrolysis activity; ATP binding; ABC-type transporter activity.
GCCUUCCCGGCUGGGCAAAGAAUGGAGAAUGUGCUAGCGGGUCUGUGUGGAACCAGCGCGGAAGAUCCAGUGCCCGUGUGGGUGCGCGGCAGCGUCGGGCACUGCUUCAACCAGCUGGCGUUAAACGUGGCUCCCCACGUCCUCCUGGCAGCGGUCAGCGCCUGCUUCCUCGGCACGCCAAGAUGUGGCACCAGUGUUCCUCACAGGCUAGGCUGGAGGUGCAGAAUUGCUGCCUCUUUCGUGCUCGCUGGCCUCCUCCUCGCCGACAUCAUCCCAGUGGCCAUUUCUCAGCAGGAGCUGGGCCCUGUGUACCUGGAGGUGCUGGCAAGCAGCAUUGCUGCAGUGACGUGGCUCACGCACGGCUCCGCUCUUCUCGUGCUCUGCAGGUCAAUUCAUGGCUCUGCCCAGGGACCCGCAGCCCUGGUCCUCCUGGCUCUCCUCCCUGCACCCUCCCUCAUCAUCACCCUGCUGUGGUACUGCCAAACUGGGGCAGCUUGGUCCCCUGCCCRCCCUGCGGCGUGCGCCAGGUUCUCCAUCCUCUGUCUGCAGCUGGCCUGUCUUCUUCUCUAUGCGGUUAGCUACCUCUUCCCAGCUGCCAACAGGCAAGAACUUCUCUCCAUCAACACCUCCUGGCAGCGAGAGCCGCUCGUCUCGGGCGCAGGGAUCCCCRCGUGCCAGGCAGUGGCAGAGGACGGGGAGAGUUGGCUCUCGCGCUUCUCCUACGCCUGGAUGAACCCUCUGAUGGAGCGUGGCUACCGGCGGAUGCUGAGCCAGCCCCAGGAYGUCUACGUGCUUCCCCAGCAGCUCCGAGCCGCCCGCGUCUGCGGCCAGUUCUACUCCCGCUGGCAGGAGAAGGUGGCUCCACGGCACGCGGAGGAGGAGACCGAGUCUCUAAGCAGCCCCCUCGUUGCGGGAGGGGACAGCAGCAGGGGACGGAGCUCAGCGGCAGCCCCGGAGCACGUGCGGCUCCUCCCAGUGCUGCAUUCCGUCUUCGGGCUCCGCUUCUACUCACUCGGGCUGCUCAAGCUGGCUGGCAGCCUGCUGGGAUUCUCGGGCCCGCUGCUUCUGAACCUGCUGGUGAACUUCAUGGAGUCACAGCAGGAGCCCCUGAGCCACGGGGUCCUCUACGCACUCGGGCUCUUCGCUGGCUCCUUCCUGGGCGCGCUCUUGAGGAACCAGUUCAGCUACGAGGUGUACAAGGUGAUGCUGAUGGUGCGGGCCGCCGUCGUCUCUGCCAUCUACCGCAAGGCGCUGCGUGUCAGCAGCACCAGCCUCGYUCGCUUCACCGUGGGGGAGAUUGUCAACUUCAUGAGCACAGACACGGAUAGGUUGGUCAACUUCUGCCUCAGCUUCCACGAGGUGUGGAGCUUGCCCUUCCAGUUUGCCAUUACCCUCUACCUCCUCUACCAGCAGGUGGGGGUGGCCUUUCUGGGAGGCCUGGCCUUGGCCUUGCUGCUUGUGCCCAUAAACAAGGUCAUAGCCAACCGCAUCAUGAAGAGCAACAAGGAGAUGCUGAAGCACAAGGACACACGGGUCAAGCUGAUGACCGAGYUCCUGUGUGGCAUCCGCGUGGUCAAGUUCUACGCCUGGGAGCAGCACUUUGGCGCCCGCAUAGACGCCUGCCGCGCCAAAGAGCUGCGGAAGCUGAGAGCCAUCAAGUACUUGGACGCGGUGUGCGUGUAUCUGUGGGCAGCACUGCCCGUUGUCGUCUCCAUUGUCAUCUUCCUCACGUAUGUGCUGCUGGGUCACCAGCUCACUGCCACCAAGGUAUUCACAGCACUGGCCCUCGUAGGGAUGCUCAUUCUGCCCCUCAACAACUUCCCGUGGGUGCUGAAUGGGACCUUGGAUGCCAAAGUUUCCCUGGAUCGAAUCCAACGUUUCCUUGAACUCGCAGACCAGGACCUGGAGGCUUAUUAUGCUCUAGGGAGUCCUUCGGGUCCUGCCUCCGCCGUGGAGAUGCGAGGAGCAGCCUUCUCCUGGGCACCAGCCGAGGAGGAAGGCAGCGAGCAGGCCCCAUCCACAGGCUCGCUGCAGCUGCGGGUGGAGAACCUGGCGGUGACAAAGGGGAUGCUCCUGGGGGUUGUUGGAAAGGUUGGCUCUGGCAAGAGCUCCCUGCUUGCUGCCAUUACUGGGGAGCUCAUUAAGCAAGGGGGACAAGUUUAUGUGUGUGACCUGGAGCAGGGAUUUGGGCUGACCGCACAGGAGCCUUGGAUCCAGUUCACCAGCGUGCGUGAGAACAUCCUCUUCGGGAAGGAGUAUGAUGCCAGGCUCUAUGAGACGGUGGUGGAAGCCUGUGCCCUCUCUGAGGACCUGAAUAUCUUACCAGCAGGUGACCAGACAGAGGUUGGCGAGAACGGUGUGACCCUCAGUGGGGGCCAGAAGGCUCGAAUAGCCCUUGCCAGAGCUGUUUACCAGGAGAAAGAGCUUUACCUCCUUGACGAUCCUCUGGCAGCUGUCGAUGCCAAUGUAGCCAACCAUAUCAUGCAGAAAUGUGUUAUGGGAGUUCUCAAGCACAAGACGAGGAUCCUUUGCACCCACAGGACAGAGUUCUUGGAGAAGGCUGAUGCUCUGCUGUUGAUGGACAAUGGCAGGGUGGUCAGGACAGGAACACCGGCUGAGAUCCUGCCACUUGUGGAAGCUUUCCCCAAGUUCAAGGACACGGACAAGAGGCAGAAGGAUAGAGCCCCUGAGGAGCAAGGCCAAGAGGAUGCCAUAAAGACAGAGGCAGAAGAAUUGACCCCAGAUGAUCCCCUUCUCCACCAGGAGGAGGAGAAGAAAGAGGGAGCAGUAGCUUUUCAGGUGUACAAGGCAUAUUGGCUGGCAGUGGGCAGCUGCUUGGCGUUGUCCAUCCUCUUUUCCCUGUUCCUGAUGCAAGCUUCAAGAAAUAUCUCAGAUUGGUGGCUAUCACACUGGAUCUCCAGCAUACCCCCGACAGGAAAAACCUCUGUGAUGCUCUCUUCAGCUCCUCUCCCUUCCCCACAGCUGCUGCUCUUUGCUGGGCUUGUGUUCCCCGUUCAAGCUCUGGACGCAGUCACAGUCACUUCCAAUGGUUCAGUGGAUGUGACUUUCUACCUAACAGUUUAUGGGAGCAUUGCAGGAGCCAACUCCCUCUUCACCGUUCUGCGGGCCUUCCUCUUUGCCUUUGGCACCAUCCGUGCUGCCACUGUUGUCCACAGCCGGCUGCUCCAGCGGGUUAUAAAGGCCACGGUGACCUUCUUUGACACCACGCCGGUGGGCCGCAUCCUGAACCGCUUCUCUUCAGACCUGUACUGCGUGGAUGACAGCCUGCCUUUCAUCCUCAACAUCUUCCUGGCCAACACGUACGGGCUCCUGGGCGUGCUGGUGAUGAUCACCUACGGCCUCCCUUGGGUUGCCCUGGUCUUGCUGCCCCUGGCUGCCCUCUACUUCUGCGUGCAGCGCUACUACCGGCGCACGUCGCGGGAGCUCAAGCGCCUCUACAGUCUCACCCUCUCGCCCAUCUACACGCACUUCUCCGAGACCCUCUCGGGGCUGAGCAGCAUCAGAGCCAUGCGAGCAACACGCAGGUUUGAGAUGGAGAAUCAGCUGCGCCUGGAGCAGAACCAGCGCUGCCUCUUUGCCAGCAACGCAGCCAUGCAGUGGCUGGACAUCCGCUUGCAGAUGAUCGGCGUUGCAGUGGUUACUGCUAUUGCAGGAAUUGCCAUUAUCCAGCACCAGAAGCAACUGGCAAAUCCAGGACUUGUGGGUCUGGCACUCUCAUACGCCUUGUCUGUCACAAACCUGCUCUCAGGCCUCAUUUCCAGCUUCACAUUGACAGAAACCAUGAUGGUGAGCGUGGAGCGGACAGAGGAGUACACAACAGACAUCCCCAUAGAACCUCAGGAUAAACUGGUCCAGGUUGCUGCAGACUGGCCAAGCCAGGGGCACGUGGAGUUCCAGGAGGUGGUUCUGGCGUACCGGGCAGGCCUGCCCAACGCACUCGAUGGAGUGAGCUUCGCCCUGCGUCCCGGAGAGAAGGUGGGGAUUGUGGGUCGCACGGGAUCCGGAAAAUCCACCCUUUUCUUGGCGCUUUUCCGYAUGCUGGAGCUGAAAGCAGGGCGGAUUCUCCUGGACGGUGUCGACAGCCGCCUGGUGGGCUUGAAAGACCUGAGGUCCAGGCUGGCCAUCAUCCCCCAGGAUCCAUUUCUGUUCAGUGGCUCAAUCCGAGAGAACCUGGACCCGCAGGGACAGCGCACGGACGCUGAGCUGUACGAGGUGCUAGAGCAGUGUCACCUGCRGGACGUGGUCCUUCACAUGGGUGGAUUGGACAGCGAGCUGGGAGAGAGAGGGAAGAGUCUCUCUGUUGGACAGAGGCAGCUGGUGUGUCUGGCCAGAGCCCUCCUGACACAGGCCAAGGUGUUGUGCAUUGAUGAGGCCACAGCCAGCGUGGAUCAGAAGACCGACCAGGUGGUGCAGCAGACCAUCCGCCAGCGCUUCGCCGACAGGACGGUCCUGACAAUCGCUCACAGGCUCCGCACCGUCCUGGACUCGGACCGCGUGCUCGUGAUGCAGGCCGGCAGGGUGGCCGAGCUCGACUCCCCGGCCCGCCUGCGGGACAAGGAGGGAUCCCUGUUCCAGCAGCUCCUGCGCAGCGGGCAGCAGUGACAGCCGGAGCCCGGCCGGAGCCCAGCCCCGCUGCUGGCCUUCCUCUUGCCCUGGCCCC